AGGCAGUGAGGGCUUGGAAAGUCCCCUUCCCAGACACACCAUGGCUGCACGGACUGUCCCCCACGCCUACCCCAUGAGUUCGGAGUAUGAGUUUGCCAACCCUAGCAAGAUCUACGACCAGAACUUUGGAGAAGGUGUGUCCCCGUGUGAGAUCUUAGCCCCUGUCCUGUACCAUGGCUACUACAUCAGGCCUCGGAUCAAUAAGCAGCUGGAUCGAGGCACCUCUGAGAUCAGCCUCAACGACCACAAAUUCCAGGUGUUCUUGGAUGUCUGUCACUUCCUGCCAGAUGAGCUCACUGUCCGCACCGUAGACAACCUGCUGGAGGUGAUGGGGCAGCACCCACAGAAGGCUGACCGCCAUGGCUUCAUCUCCCGAGAGUUCACCAGGACCUACAUCCUCCCUCUGGAUGUUGACCCCUUGCUGGUGAGAGCCACGUUGUCCCACGAUGGAAUCUUAAGCAUUGUGGCUCCCCGGACAGGGAAGGAGGUGAAAGCCAGAGUCAACGAGGUGAAGAUAACCCAAGAGGAGCAGCCAGUGGGGAAAGAACAGUCUGAAGAAGGAAAAGGGAAGGAAGAGUUCUAAAGGCCCCACAUCUGGGCUUACAGAGGGAAGGUGGGGGAGGACAGGGAAGGGGAAUCCACAGUACCAGACCCCUAUUUCUCACCAUCAGUGUUUAGCAGCCACUGAUAUGCCAGAAUUCUGCUUCUUCAAGCUGAUGGCUGGAAAAAGGGACUCGGGACUGAAAAAAGAGGGAGACUGAAGUGUUAGUGUGAGGGACUGUAAUGCGUUUUCUCCAGGUCAAGGGCUCAAUGAGCACAAGGUAGGGUGCUCUUCUCUCACCCCAAAUGGCAAGGGCUGCUCUUACCCUGAACUGUGAGGCUGCGUCACAGUGGGCAGCUGCUGUGCUCUAGUCCAGAAGGGCACUGGAAAGAGGGAAGAAAUCACCCCAGUACCUCGCUUCUGAGCUGACCUUUAUGACCAUAAAAGGUGCUUGUUGGUCUGUAAAAGUGCCUGCAGCUCUCAGGAGGAAAGGGGA
Molecule: messenger RNA, 1037 nt
Organism: Athene cunicularia (burrowing owl)
Lineage: Eukaryota; Metazoa; Chordata; Aves; Strigiformes; Strigidae
Gene: HSPB2
Product: heat shock protein family B (small) member 2
Exons: 2
Coding region: 41-583 (180 amino acids)
Biological process (GO): response to heat; protein refolding
Molecular function (GO): structural constituent of eye lens; protein folding chaperone
Source: RefSeq, a predicted model, not a curated record